Molecule: messenger RNA, 1524 nt
Organism: Lodderomyces pseudojiufengensis
Lineage: Eukaryota; Fungi; Ascomycota; Pichiomycetes; Serinales; Debaryomycetaceae
Gene: TRP2
Product: anthranilate synthase
Exons: 2
Coding region: 1-1524 (507 amino acids)
Biological process (GO): L-tryptophan biosynthetic process
Molecular function (GO): anthranilate synthase activity
Source: RefSeq, a predicted model, not a curated record
AUGGUUUUAAUCCAACCCUCAAUUGAAAGUUUGACAAAGUUAGUUAGUCAAAACACGGAAUCAGCCAAUAUUUUUCCAAUCUUCAAGUAUGUGAGUCAGAAUGAAAUCACUCUACACCAAGCUUAUUUGAAAUUAGCUGAUGUGAAUAACAAAGAAAGAAGUCCAUCUUUCCUAUUUGAAUCUUCUGUGAAAGGUGAUACAGUUGAUAGAUACUCAUUCAUAGGAGUAAAUCCUUCGAGAAUUAUAAAAACUGGGGACGAUCCAAAUAAAUUUCCGGAACAAUAUUGUGAUGUUGACCCAAUCACUAUUUUAGAGAAAGAGUUAAGUCUGUAUAAGCAGGCGUCAUUACCUGGUUUACCAAAAUAUAGUGGAGGAGCUACGGGAUAUAUCUCGUACGAUUGUAUCAAAUAUUUCGAACCUAAAACGAAAAGACCUUUGAAAGAUGUUUUGGGUUUACCAGAGGCAGUAUUCAUGUUUUGUGAUUUGGUCAUUGCAUUUGAUCAUGUGUAUCAAAGAUUUCAGAUAAUAUAUAAUAUCAAAAUAGACAACACUCAUAAUCUAACUGAGGAAUAUGAGAAGGGAACUAUUGAGAUAGAGAAAAUCGAGAAAAUCUUAUUAUCAAAUGACUCGGUAAAACCAAAUCAGGGUCCAAUAAAGCUAGGACAAACUUUCACAUCCAACAUUGGUCAACAAGGUUAUGAAAAUCAUGUAACGACUUUAAAAGAGCAUAUUUUAAAAGGUGAUAUAAUCCAAGCAGUACCUUCUCAACGAAUUGCCAGACCUACAAAUUUACACCCUUUUAACAUAUACAGACAUCUAAGAACGGUUAAUCCUUCACCAUAUUUAUUUUAUAUUGACUUAAUCGAAUUCCAAAUAAUUGGGGCGUCACCAGAGCUUUUGGUUCAAACAGACAUCAAUAAUAGAGUUGUCACUCAUCCAAUUGCCGGUACUAUACCUCGUGGUAAAACAAAUGAAGAGGAUGAGAAAAAUGCUGAAAUAUUGCGUGAAAGUUUGAAAGAUAGGGCUGAACAUAUUAUGCUCGUUGAUUUAGCUCGUAAUGACAUAAAUAGAGUUUGUCAACCUAGAUCCAAUAAAGUCGAUAAAUUGUUAACUAUUCAAAGAUUUUCUCAUGUGAUGCACCUUGUUUCUGAGGUGAGCGGUAUAUUGAGAGAUGACCAAACUAGAUUUGAUGCUUUUAGGUCAAUUUUUCCGGCUGGUACAACUAGUGGGGCUCCUAAAGUUAAAGCAAUGGAAUUGAUUGCAGAAUUGGAAAAAGAAAAAAGAGGAGUUUACGCUGGAGCUGUUGGUCAUUGGGGUUAUGAUGGUAAAACUAUGGACACAUGCAUUGCCUUAAGAACAAUGGUUUUUAAAGAUGGAGUUGCAUAUUUACAAGCAGGAGGAGGUAUUGUAUUUGAUAGUGACGAAUAUGAAGAAUACAUGGAAACAAUGAAUAAGAUGAGAGCUAAUAAUAAUACCAUUGUUGAGGCUGAGAAAAUUUGGGCUGAAAAAGUUGGAACUAUAUAA